AUGGCAGAAGAUUUAGCAAAAGCUACGGGCUCAUCCACCAACAAGCCUCCAUUCUUUGAUGAAACUGAGUAUCCUUAUUGGAAAACUCACACACAACUAUUCAUUGAAUCCACAAACUACAGGCUCUGGGACAUCAUUGAAAAUGGCAACAUCGUUCACAAAGAUGAUGCUGGAGAACCAAUAAAGAAGGAUCAAUUGACAGAAGCACAACGCAAGGAUUAUCAACUUAAUGCUAGAGCUAAGUUAUUCCUAUUAUGUGCUUUAAGCAAAUCUCAGUUGGAUAAGGUUAAUGGCCUAGCAACGGCCAAAGAAGUCUGGGAAGCUCUAGGGUUGGCAUAUGAAGGUACGGCAAAUGUCAGACAAGCCAAAGUAAGUAUACUUGUGGCUGAAUAUGAAACCUUCAAGAUGAAGGAAAGUGAAAGCAUUGAUGACAUGUUUGGAAGAUUCCAAACCAUUGUCAAUGGGCUUAGGAAUCUUGAUCGCAAGUAUGAAAAUGUUGAUCAAAUCACAAAGAUUCUAAGAUGCCUUCCCAGAAGAUGGAGACCUAAAGUCACAGCCAUUCAAGAAGCUAAAGAUCUCAGCACCUUGAGAUUGGAAGAUCUUUUGGGAUCCCUAAAGGUCCAUCAGAUAGAGUUGGCUCACGACGAAGGACAAAAGAAGGAAAAGAAUAUUGCUUUCAAAGCAAACAGUUCAAAGGCUGUCCAAACAAAAGAACAAUCUGAAGAAGAAGAAUCCUCGGAAGAAAUGUCAGACGAUGAACAAGCCCUCUUCAACAGAAAGUUCAAGCGUAUGUGGAUCAAACAACAGAAAGGAAAAGGUGGCUCAAACUUGGACAAAAGCAACAUCACCUGCUUCGAGUGCAAGAACCCAGGACACAUCAAGCCUGACUGUCCAAAACUUGCAAAGAAAUCAGGCAAGAAGCCCUUCUACAAGAAAAAGAAAGCACUAGCUGCUGGAUGGGAUGAAUCUGUGGACGGUUUAGAAGAUGAAGAUGAAGGCGAAGAUGAUGAUGCACUCUUUGCUCUUAUGGCUUCUGCAGAAAGCUCGGAGGAUGAAGAUGAUGAUGAGGUAAAACCUGAAAACCUUAAAGAAGAAUUCAACGAAUUACUUGAACAUUCAUAUACUCUAUCUGAAAAAUACAAAGCUUUGAAGAAACAAUUUGCUAAAUUACAACUUGAACAUGAAAAGGUUUUAAUAGAAAAGGAUCAUGUGCUUAAGGAGAAUAUUGCUUUGAAAGAACAAGACUCUGUUAAGGAAGUGACUUCUCUUAAGAAAAGAAUUAAAGUACUAAUAGAUGAUCUAUCCAUAUUCACUAUAGGACAUGAUAAUCUAGUUAAACUUUGUGGAAAUAAUCGUGAACUGUAUGAUAAAAGUGGACUAGGAUUUGAUAGUGAAUCAACUUCAUCUAGUGAAUGCAUGUCUGAUAUAUCUUUUAUAUCAUCUGAGAUUGAUCAAAACAAAUUUGUUGUGAACUGUAAGAUUGAGCGAGCUGAACGAAAAUCCUCCUAUGAGAAGAACGUUCCCGCAAAAGUGACCACUAACCCCUCAGGACCCAAGAAAAUCUGGCCAGGGCAUGUGGCCGUCGAUUGUAGGGCACACAAGGUGGAGCCAACUAUUAAUGCUGUGAAAGGAAAGCGCCCUGCUGCUGGAGGAAGAGUUUAUAUCAUGGACUGUGAAGGAAUUGAAGGUGCUAAUGGGUAA
Molecule: messenger RNA, 1701 nt
Organism: Lotus japonicus
Lineage: Eukaryota; Viridiplantae; Streptophyta; Magnoliopsida; Fabales; Fabaceae
Exons: 3
Coding region: 1-1701 (566 amino acids)
Molecular function (GO): nucleic acid binding; zinc ion binding
Source: RefSeq, a predicted model, not a curated record